AUGAAGGAUCCUGAACUCGGGAAUUUUUGUGACUUCACGGCCCCGAUUCGUGGAGUGUACUACAUCCGCUUCACCGCCAACGCCCCCUCCAACUUCCCCAUGAGCGCCGUGCUUUACAAGAACGACAACCACAUCGAGCUGAUCGCCCACGAGCAGCCGGGGGGCGAGGGCAGCGACACGGCGUCCAACGGCGCCGCCCUGAUGCUGGAGGAGGGCGACAGACUGAAGAUGGUGCUGUGGACCGACACUCAGAUCUGGGACAACAGCAACCACCACAGCACCUUCAGCGGCUUCCUGCUGUUCCCCCAGUGAGCGCC
Molecule: messenger RNA, 317 nt
Organism: Notothenia coriiceps (black rockcod)
Lineage: Eukaryota; Metazoa; Chordata; Actinopteri; Perciformes; Nototheniidae
Product: complement C1q-like protein 2
Exons: 2
Coding region: 1-312 (103 amino acids)
Molecular function (GO): protein binding
Source: RefSeq, a predicted model, not a curated record